AUGUCCCCCUUUGAAGAGGGCAUAUAUUGCUUUGCUGCUGUCCGUCAGUCGGCAGGACUGGAAGGGAAAUUGCCAGAAAGUCUUGUAUCUCAAGAACAAGAACCACCCAUUCGCAUAACGUCAGGUAGGUUAUUGCCAUCAUCCAGUGAGCCAACAUACAGCAAGUCUGGGAGAAACAAGAAUAACAAUCGCAUUGCUGAGACUUCUACUAUUAGUUCAGCAGAAUCCAGGAAGAACAAGAGGAAUCGUAAGGAGAAGGAGAGAGUGUCUGAUGUGGAGAAUGUCCCAGUAUCAGUCGCCACAUCCAUGUCUCUGAAUGCCACCACCACCAGUAACCACCUGGCAGGGCAGAAUGACAAUGUGGGCCGCAGGAAGAAGGGAGAUAACUCGGCAUCCUCGGCAUUUGGAUCAGGUAUAGGGGAUCUUGAUGACUUUGGAACACUACCAGAGAAUUUAAAGAUCAGUGAUAGAGAGGUUGAAAAACUAAGGAAAACUGUGGAGAAAACUAAACCUGAUAAAAGUGACCAUGUGUUGCAUGUCAAUAAACAGAAUGGUGAGAAUGUAUCACCUUCUGUUCAUGGCCUUUAUGUAACGACUACUCCUGUGAUAGCUAGCCCGAAGAAAGGCCAAAAGAAAGAGGAUGGGUGGAAGGAGGUGGUCAGACGACCUGUAUCCUGCAAGUCCAAGAAAGUGCAAGUACCCUCGUCAGCUAUAAGUCGUGUGAUUGGCCGUGGUGGUUGUAACAUCAAUUUGAUACGGGAGGUAUCAGGGGCUCAUAUUGAAGUGGAGAAGCAGCGAGGAUCAGGAGAGAGGGUCAUUACCAUCAAGGGUACAGUGGAUGGAACCAAACAGGCUCAUACACUGAUCUCCGCUUUGAUAGCAGAUCCUGAUAAAGAUUUGCAGGAGUUGAUACCCAAAAAUAAGAACAAAACCAGCACAAAAGACCAGUCCAUGUUCUUCAAUCCUGAGACAGUGAUGCCCCCUGCCUCCACACAUGGCCAGACCUCCACCUCUACCACAAAGACUACAUCCAGCACCAGGAACUUGGGUCCCAGAAGUCAGAAUCAGUCCAGCAGUGCUCGACCUUGGACAACUGUCAGUAGUUCUGUUCCCAGCUCAUCAAUGGUGUGGGGAGGUCCCCCAUCACAACCCCCCAUAACAUCCCCAAGGAGGAGUCAGCCAAAACAGGCCACAGUCAUCCAACCAGGCCAGGGCAACCCAGACAAGAAUGUCACUCGUAAACUGUUCCCCAAUGAAACCAAGAAUCGGGGAGGGUUUGGGGUUCCACCAAGUACCAGCAGUAAUACACCGGUUUCCUAUACCCUGGCUUCUUCUACCUCCAAAGUUACAACCUCGGGGUCUCCAGUAUUUACCAUCAAGCCAGAUAAUAGUAAACAACCAUUGCCAAGCAAACCAGGGCAGAUAAGACCACCUGCUAGAAACUCAUCCCCUCAUGAAAUGGAAAUGAGAUUCAAAGGGAUACAAUUGCCACCACAGAUGAUGAAUGAAUUAGAUAUCACCAUCUAUGUCUCCCAGCUCCAGUACAUCCACACCCAACUCUAA
This is a messenger RNA of Magallana angulata, 1563 nucleotides long. Its product is annotated as ankyrin repeat domain-containing protein 17-like. Gene Ontology annotation, biological process: innate immune response. NCBI's taxonomy places the organism in Eukaryota, Metazoa, Mollusca, Bivalvia, Ostreida, Ostreidae. Gene Ontology annotation, cellular component: cytoplasm. The transcript has 8 exons. The coding region runs from base 1 to 1563 and encodes 520 amino acids. Gene Ontology annotation, molecular function: RNA binding. The record is from RefSeq and is a predicted model, not a curated record.